AUGAUUAAACAACAGCAACCACAACAACUUAAGGCACAAAGCACCCAGGUCCCUCAGACCAUUACAUACGCCAUAUAUGCAUAUAAUUCAAAGACGGCAGAACAAACGCAAAGGUUGAAAUAUGGAGAUUUGGAGAUAGUAUUGAAAAAUGAACAUUUCGAAUUCGUUUGCAAAGGUGGUGCAGUGAUAUCAAAUAUAAAAGAAAUUUUAUUUAUGAAUUCUAAAAUUAAAGGUAUAACGGAUGAUAUAACAUCAAUUCCACCAGAAGAACAGAGAUAUUACGCAUUAAAUGCAUUUCCUAAAGUUUUGAAGAUUGGAAGAUUUAAUUUAAAUGAGGAAUUCAUAGAAGGUUUCCUAAAUGACAUAAUGAAGAAAGCAGAUAAGGGAUGGGUGGCUAGUGUGUUAGUGAAGAAGGCGGAUAAGGAAUAUGUGGAUGAAAAAGAUAACGAAAUGAAAGAAAGGGUUGACUGGUACCAUGAAUGGACAUCGAAGAUUUUAAAAACUAAAGCUGAUACAGGGUGGGUUUCAGGAUGUUUAGACCUUAAAGCGGAUAAAACAUAUGUUAACGAUGAGUUAGAGAAGAAAGCAAAUAAGACUCAUACACAUACAAGUUUUACAACUGUUGCUAUAGAAAGUAUUGAAGGAACGGUUGAAGAAACUGGUGGGGAUGUAUUAUAUUGUAAACCUCCUAACUUUCCACAAGGUUUAACAUCGGAUGACGACAUAACGACGAUGAGAAACAUUAGAUGUAAAGAUGUUUAUGUCAUGAAGGAUGAACAUAAUAUUAAAUUCACUGCUCAAGAUUUAUAUGAGAAGAAAGCAGACAAAACAGAGCUUCAAACAUUAAAGACGGAAAUACUUCAAACAUUAUAUCCUAUAGGCUCUAUUUAUACGUCAAUGAACUCUACCAGACCAGAAGUAGUACUUGGUUUUGGAACUUGGACUCAAAUAGUUGACAGGUUUUUGUAUUGUGCAAACUCUUCAAAGGAAACAGGUGGAAGUAAAACGAUUUCAGGUGAAAACUUACCUGCACAUAGUCACUACAUAGAUUUAAGUACAUCUCAAGCAGGUUGGCAUAAGCAUAGAUAUUGGGAUUGGUCAGCAAUGAUAAAAGGUAAAGGAUAUGAUGUUAAAGACGACGUUAAGUUUGCUAUAAAUUGUUUCUGGAGUAACACUGAGGGAGGAGGAAACCAUAUACAUAAUGUUUCAGGAUAUACACAAACAACGGGACAAAGUAAAGAAUACAUGCCACCAUUUAUGACUGUAUUCACAUGGUAUAGAGUUCAAUGA
This is a messenger RNA of Trichomonas vaginalis G3, 1290 nucleotides long. RefSeq names its product phage tail repeat-like family. The transcript has a single exon. NCBI's taxonomy places the organism in Eukaryota, Parabasalia, Trichomonadida, Trichomonadidae. The coding region runs from base 1 to 1290 and encodes 429 amino acids. The record is from RefSeq and is a predicted model, not a curated record.